AGGCGCGCUGAGAUUCAGGGCCACGUCACGCAGAACCCGGAUGUGCGUCUCGUAGUGUACGCGGAAGUCUCGUGCUUGUUGUAGCACCACAGCGGAGGAGGUUGGAAUCCUGACCCACGAAGUUUUUCCCGAUGAGUAAGCAAUGCUAGGUCGAGGAUGGGACACGCACUGUGUAUCUGCUCUCGCAGUUCCAUCACCAUCGACGACAAGAGAUACUACUUCAUCCAGAAACUUGAUGAGGGCGGUUUCAGUUACGUCGACCUGGUAGAAGGAGCACAGGAUGGCCGAUUCUACGCUCUGAAACGAAUCCUGUGUCAUGACCGCGAGGGACGGAAGGAGGCACAGACGGAGGUGGAGAUGCACCGACUGUUCAACCACCCCAACAUCCUGAGCCUGACGGGCCACGCCUUCAUGGAGCGGGGAGGAAAGAGCGAAGCCUGGCUCCUCCUGCCUUAUAUCAGUAAAGGAAGUCUGUGGUCCGUCCUGGAGAAGCUGAGGGAUAAAGGUAACUCCAUGCCUGAGAGCCAGAUCCUGCACAUUUUCCGUGGCAUCUGUGAAGGUCUAAAAGCCAUCCAUGACAAGGGAUACGCACACAGAGACCUGAAGCCCACCAACGUGCUGCUGGAGGAGAACGACAAGCCGGUUCUGAUGGACCUUGGUUCUAUGAACAAAGCCCGGAUCGAAGUUAAGGGCUCCAGAGAGGCCAUGACUGUACAGGACUGGGCAGCUCAGAGAUGCACCAUCUCCUACAGGGCGCCAGAGCUUUUCAACGUGGAGAGUCAUUGUAUCAUUGACGAAAAGACAGAUAUUUGGUCAUUAGGGUGUGUGCUGUACUCUAUGAUGAUGCUGGAAGGACCGUACGAUCUGAUAUUUCAGAAAGGAGACAGCGUCGCUCUGGCUGUCCAAAACCCGGUCGCCAUUCCACAACCAUGCAGCUAUUCUGAAGGACUCCAGACGCUCCUGAGCUCCAUCAUGGUGACGAACCCUCAGGAGCGGCCUAACAUCGACUGGGUGCUCGACCGCGUCAGAAACCUCCAGAGAUCGGACAGAGGAGCAAUCGAAACUGACAGAGUAUGACGAAGAGAGCAUGCUUUUAAUCUUUUAUCUAGACUGAUUUGUUUUCUUAGUAGGCACAUUGAGAAUACAUGCUCCAAACACACAUUCCCUCUCACACACACACACUCGCACACAAAUCCACCCACAUCAGCCAUGAUGAAGAACGUCAUUGAUCGAUUGUGUUGAACGUUGUCAAAGCUGGACCCUGCGAAUCUGGAUUCUCAGUGUUUUGUUAGCACUAAAGCUAACAACUUUUCUGCACCUGACGGUAGGAGGAGCUUAAAUUUAUUUGGCUCAUAGAUCACACAGCUGACCAUGUGACAUCACCAUAAGCCUUUUAUUUUUUUUAUUUUUUAUUUAGUGUAUAUUAAGUAGGCAUAUUAAGCUAAAUUCAACUACCCGAAAUUGAAAUUACCUUUGUCGCCAGCUAACUGCUAUUAGCCAAACUAUUACGCUGUGUAAUUACCUCAAGUAAGAACCAAUUAGCAAAACGCUUUCUUUUUAAGGAUUUAAGAAAAAAAAGAAAAAAUUUAAGAAGUGCUCGCGUACUGGUUAAAAUUAGGCUAGUUAUUAUCUUUUGUGGUGAAGAUGAUUAAAGAUGGUGAGCAUUUAAUUUAAUUGCUGUAGAAUUUUUAAUAUUAUAAGGCUAACAGUUAAGUUUUAUUAGCAAGCUAGCUAAUGUUAGGGACUUGUAUAAAAAGUUAGUUUUUAUACUUGACUAUGGCCAGUGACUAUUUUAUGCUAAACUGUACAUUAAAAGAAAGCCCCAAUUAAGAUAAUUAAGAUAAAAGAUGUGUCUUCUACUUUAAGUUGCAGUGUCUGUUCUAUUUUUUUAUUUAUAGAUCAACGGUUAAAGUACGUUUGUAAACAGUAAUGCUAAAAGUGUGUAUGCGUGAAAGACGAACCCGCUUUUAAACGAAAGCAUCCAAUAACCCUAGUGGACAUUUGCCACCUUAGCCCAUGUUGCAUUUCAUGAUAAAAAAAAAAACGGAAAACAAAUGUUAAAAUUAGCUAACUUUAAACAAGUAUGUAGUUAACGUUAGUUAGCUAUUUUUAUUAGAUACGCACCAGAAUUCUUCACUACAUAAUGUAUUGCCGUCCCCUUCGUCCACUGUUCGUAGUUUUCAGGUUCAGUCCCGUGUUCUCUUCAGAACAUCCUCACGGGUUUAGCGAGUGUUGCACAACACUAUGGCCGCAGUAUUAAUUUGUAAAGUAUUGUUAUAAAGGGCAAAUAUUAUCCUAAUUGUGAGCAGUGACGAUUCUGUCAUUCACUCUGGAGUGUGUAUCAUUGCGUUUUUAAAUGCUGCAUUGUGUGCGUGUCUGUUUUCUGUUUUGAAUUUUGCGAAACUGAAUUAAUGUGGUACAAGGUAAAAUCAUAUCAUUAUAAUUUCUUUUAUUAGUCCCUCUUGAUGACACUAACAUCACCCCAACUUUGUCUCAUCGGGCAACUUUAUAACCUGAAGUGGUGAGGACACGGAAAAUCUUAGUUUGCA
Clarias gariepinus (North African catfish) is the source of this 2549-nucleotide messenger RNA. It is a transcript of the gene stk16, whose product is annotated as serine/threonine kinase 16. Bases 157 to 1077 code for a protein of 306 amino acids. Gene Ontology annotation, molecular function: ATP binding; protein serine/threonine kinase activity. The record is from RefSeq and is a predicted model, not a curated record. The transcript is spliced from 8 exons. Gene Ontology annotation, cellular component: Golgi apparatus; cytoplasm. Gene Ontology annotation, biological process: protein phosphorylation. Lineage: Eukaryota; Metazoa; Chordata; Actinopteri; Siluriformes; Clariidae.